This is a messenger RNA of Penicillium macrosclerotiorum, 810 nucleotides long. Its product is annotated as HAD family hydrolase. The record is from RefSeq and is a predicted model, not a curated record. Gene Ontology annotation, molecular function: sugar-phosphatase activity; beta-phosphoglucomutase activity. NCBI's taxonomy places the organism in Eukaryota, Fungi, Ascomycota, Eurotiomycetes, Eurotiales, Aspergillaceae. The transcript has 3 exons. The coding region runs from base 1 to 810 and encodes 269 amino acids.
AUGUCCUCGGCCACGACAGGAACCUUCUCUGCGCCUGCGCAAGUCCACACCUUCGAUGGAGUUCUUUCGGACUUUGAUGGCACAAUUGUUGACUCUACAGCUGCAAUUGUGAAGCACUGGCACCAAAUUGGCGAUGAGCUAGGCGUUGACCCUAAGACCAUCCUGGCAACCUCUCACGGCCGCCGAAGCAUCGACGUGAUGCAACUAUACGACAAGAGCAAGGCUAACUGGGAUUGUAUGUCCCUCUCCCUCCCUCCCCCCUACGUCCAUUUUUCUCUUCCUUUUCGAUAUACACCCCCGCUAACCGCUCGUCUUCUUCCCCGUCUAGACGUGAGCUUCAUCGAGGGUCGCAUUCCUAAAGAAUACGGGUCUGAUGCCACUGAGAUUCCCGGCGGCCGCGACCUGCUCUCCGCCCUGGAGACUGCCGGCGCACGCUGGGGCGUUGUCACAUCGGGUACGCGGGCCUUGAUCGACGGCUGGCUCGGCGUGCUGGGUCUUCCGCACCCAGCGAUGCUGGUCGUCGCGGAGGAUGUGGAGCUCGGCAAGCCUGACCCGAGAUGCUACCUCUUGGGGCGGAAGAAGCUGGACCUAGAGGCUUCUACAUCUCUGCUUGUGCUAGAAGACGCGCCGUCAGGAAUCCGUGCCGGCAAGGCGGCUGGGUUCAAGGUACUGGCGCUCACGACGACACACUCGGUCGAGCAGCUCCAGGCGGCAGGAGCAGACUGGAUCGUCGAGGACCUGCGCAGCGUGUCUGUCAAGGGCGUUGUCGGGGGCCAAGUGCAGAUUGAGAUGCGAAAUGUCCUUCAAUAG